Molecule: messenger RNA, 5255 nt
Organism: Strongylocentrotus purpuratus (purple sea urchin)
Lineage: Eukaryota; Metazoa; Echinodermata; Echinoidea; Camarodonta; Strongylocentrotidae
Product: angiogenic factor with G patch and FHA domains 1
Exons: 12
Coding region: 33-3587 (1184 amino acids)
Molecular function (GO): nucleic acid binding; protein binding
Source: RefSeq, a predicted model, not a curated record
UUGGCACGAAUAAUCCAAGCGCUUACACAAAAAUGGAUGAAACAGAAGACAACGAAGGAAAGGAAGCUGGCGCGAAUUCCUCAGUUUGUGAGGAAUCAAAGGAGACAAAUUCUUGUACCAACUCGGACCAGAAUGAUCCAAAUGAGGAGCAACUUCAGGAAAACAAUGCAGAAGAACCAGAGGCAGAGAAGCAGAAGGAACAUGAAUCUGAACAUAAUGAAGCGGGACCAAGUAAAUGUAAAGAUGACAAAGAGGAUGACAGUGCCACUAUUCAGCCAGAAGAUGAAGCAAAUGAAGAGCCUGCCCUCGUUGAUGGAAAGGAGGGUGCUGACACUGCGGCGGAUAAAGAGAUUGAAAACAACGAAAACCAAAGCAAGAAAAACGAUGAUGAGGACGAUGAUGAGGACAAUAUGGAGGAAAGCAAGAUAGAAAUGGUAGAUGAAAGUAGGACGAAUGAUAAGCCAGUGGAUGAGGGUAGGGAGAAUGGAGAGACGAAGGAGAAAGACUCAGAGAUGGAGGCACCAGAAGAGAUGGAGAUGAAAGAUGUCUCGGACUCUGAGUGUCCUGAUGUUCUGGAGGAUGGGGAGAUUCUAGAGGAGAGUCAAGCCAGUACAUCACAGGAUGUUUCCGUCAGUCAGGAGGACGUUUCCUUGGAAGAACCUGAUACCAUUGAAGAGGCUGUGGAGGUGAAAACAUUUGAGGAGGCAAAAGAGCGAAUCGGGGUGUUGGAGAAGAGGAUUGAGAGAGAAGUCGGGCACAGAACAGAUCUUAUGAAACAGGUGAGAUCCCUAAGACUGGAGUUGCACAAGGUGAAGGGAGGGAGUGAUCUUGAAACUCAGACAGUCGGGGUGCAGACGGAUCCAGAGUGCAUUCAGAUCUACGAUGAGCAACCUCCCACCCUGCAGGCUGAAGUCUACCAGGUUGUGGAGAGUUCAGGCACAGCUCAACAAGGACCCUCUGCAGCAGCUGGUGCAACUCAGUGGCCCACUAGGACACCGGCACAGGCGUCAUCUUCGACACAAGCCCAGUCUGUUGCAGAGAGUGUGAGAGCCACUGCUGAAGCCGCCUUGGCUCAAUCUGGUGUGGUGCUAGAUGAAGCUAGUGGCAUGUACUACGAUUACAACUCUGGCUACUACUAUGAUCCCAACAACCACCUUUACUACGACCCGGCACGAGGAAUGUACUACUUCUACGAUGAGCAGACACAGUCCUACCAGUUUCAUUCCAAGAUUGACCUUCCAGAGGUCGUUGUCACGGGAACCAAGGGUAGCAGGAGCCAGUCGGAUAGGAAGAGACAUGAGAGAGAGAGGCAGAAAGGAGAGCGAUCAAGGAAGGGAAGAAAUCCUGAUCAGAGCAGAGAGGAGCAGUCUGAAACCAGUGACAAGCCAUCCACCUCAAGAUCUAGAACAGCAAACCCAGAUUGCGAAGUCAUCGAUAUCACCAGCCCUUCUGAAGACUCUCCUGAAAAUGGUAUGGACGCAACCUCCGCCACCACCACCUCCGCCACAACCUCCGCCACAACCGCCAAACCUCAGGACCAGGACCGAAACCAGGAUGGCAUCGAUGUCGUUGAGAUCGUGGACGAUGACGACCCGUCGAAACAUCAUCGUCACAAGCGACGGUUGAAGUACUCUCAUUCUAGAAGAAAGCGGAGGAAGACCGAGGAUGAAGAGGAACGGAAGGAGAACGGAGAAGAAGAGUUGCCGGACGUGAUUGUCAUAGACUCUGAUGAUUCGGACAUGGAAGAAGGGGAGUUGUCGGACAGCUCCUCUGAGAGUGGAGGGUCGUCUAAGGGGGAGUCGGGGGAGGAUGGGGAAGGAGAGGACGUCAGUGAGGAGUCCAUGGUCAUCGAUGAUGACGAUGAUGUACAGAGUGUGGAAGCCACAAAAGUUGACUAUCCACCCUGUAUCCGUAUGAUCGUUGUGAGAUCUGAAUCCAUGAAGCUUGGUUCUCUAUCGAUAGUCACCUGUACAGGGGGCACCAUUGGCAGGGAAGGAUCAAACCACAUUCUGUUGGUUCCAGAGUUGGGUGUUAGCAAGACGCAUGCCCAGAUGUUAUACGACACCGAGAGGAGAUGUUACACAAUCACCGACCUUGGUAGUCAGAAUGGAACCGUUCUCAAUGGAGUCCCUCUUACGCGCAAGUCUCGUGUGAAGAGUGACCCUCAGCCUCUGAGUCACAAGGAUUAUCUGACCUUUGGUACUACCACACUGAGGAUACACAUCCACCGAGGGGACGAGACAUGUGAUGAGUGUGAACCAGGCCAGGUACAGGCUACAUUCAGACAUCAGCAGUCUACGGAAGUCACGCCUGUACUGAGCCACGCAGACAAAGAGCAACAGAGGCGGAAAGAGCUACGCAAGAUCAAGAAGAAGUACCUCUUAGCCGGUACAGGCUACAGUCAGCGGGAGCCCUCAAGGUCUCAUCCUGGGUAUAAGGAUAGAGCUGGAGAGAGACGGGUUACAGUAGGCAGUGAUAACCCAUACCAGCCAAACGACAUGCCUGCAUCAGUCGAUAGAGCUAUAUCUGGGAGUAACAUGGGCCAUAAGAUGCUGAAGAAGAUGGGAUGGCAGGAAGGACAGUCGCUCGGCAAGAAUGAAAGUGGCAUCAAAGAACCAAUUCAGGUUUUCGUCCACAGCAAGAAGUCUGGGCUUGGAACUGGCAACCAAAAGUCCAUGGACAAUCUGGGUCUCAUCGGCAAGAGGAAGAGUGAGCACUGGGAGAGGGCAAGGGACCGGUACCACCACUUAGACCACGGGGCCAGCGGUAGUGCCAGCACUAGUAGCAGCAGACAACACACAAGACCGCAGGAGAUGAAGUGGGUCAAGGGCACAACGCAGGUGCAUGAACCGCCGGCGGACUCCGCCCCUCAGAAGGAUGACGAUGGAGACGUGGAGGUCGUCUCCGAGGUCGUUGCUAUGGAGGACGGGGAGACGACGAGGAAAGAUGCGGUCAAUAAGGAUACAGUUCAUAAUGUGUGUGAUGUAGAUAUGGAUCAUGAUGACAAGAAGAAUGGAGGAGGAGGCGAUGGCAAAAGGGCGGAGUCAUCAAAUGGAGAAGGGUCUUCAAAGAACGGUGUUGGUGUUGAGAUAAAGGCGGCGGGUGAAAUAGCCGAAGAAGUGCCAUCAGUUUCUGGAGACGGUUCAAAGACUAUACCUUCUUCCUCAAACAGUGUGACAAUCAGUAAUGAUGUUACUGAAAAUCAAAACAAUGCAGAACCUGAAUCAACAUCCAAUAGUGAUUUGCAGAAUCAAGUUGAUGGGAGUAACGCAAGACAAACCCGGUUGGAGUCAACAAACAGUAAGGCUGAUCCACAAGGGCCAUCAAGAAUGAGCAAUUCGCUGAGCUCCAAAGAUGAACAGAACUCUGUAGAAGUCCCUGCAGAGAGGGAAGCGGCAAAGAAACCGAUCAGGUUUGUGAUCCCACCUAGAAUGAACUCUAAAGGGGAUUUGGGAAAGACCCCCCUCACUGCAUCAAGGUCCGUCUCCGACAGCAACGGGGAGGGACCCUCGACGAGGAGGACGCGUCAGUCCAGCAGGAGAGGAAAAGAAAAGAAGGAUAAUAUAGAUAUGUUUGAUGAUGGAUAACCAAUAAUAAUCAUUGUGUGUCGAAUGAUAUUGUAUACUGUUAAUCUGUAACUUUGUAUUAUGGAACAAAUUCAAUGCAUGUUUAUACAAAUUCCACCUCCCCUAACUGAAAACGAAACAAAAUUAAUGAACACCUGAAUGGCACGCUGGCAAUACAAGUCGACAUUGCUACAACAGGUAAGUUAUUUGACCAUGAGGCAAAUCUGUGCUUGUUUACUGCGUGUGUGUGCAUAUUCAUUGUCUUCACCUAUGAAUGAUUAUAGCUUCAAACCUAUAAUAGCACGAGCAAGUGUGAACCAUCUGCAAAAUGUUUAUUUGUUAUACAAAUUGCCAAAGCAUAUUGAAAACAAGUUAAAGCUAUAGUCAUUUUUCGUGUCCACCUACCCAUAAUAGAAUAUACAGAUUUUCUAAUAUAGUUGUACAUCUACAUGUAUAUGUGUCACAUUGUCACAAGAUAGAAAAGGCAUGAAUAUGAACUUAUAGUCCCUUUAAAUUUAAUUUCUAGAGCUAAUAAUAAUAAUAAUGUCAACUUAUAAAGCGCACAUAUCCAUUCUAAAAGACUGCCCAAGGCGCUCUGUACAAUAUCAAAAUAAUUAUACAAUAUUAAAACUCCGACAUAAACAAAUGGUGCUUAUUUUUCUUCUUAAAUAUUUCAAUUGAUGAUGAUUGUCUUAUUUGUAAUGGUAUAGCGUUGCAUAAAUUGGGUGCAAUGUUAGCAAAAGCCGUGUCGCCCCAUUUCUUAUUGGUUUUUUUAACAUAACUGGAGCUGUGAACCUGAACGUAAAUUCCGUUGUGGGGUGUUUGGUUUCAAAAUCUGAUACAAGUAAUGGGGUGAAGAAUGAAGAAGUGUUUUGUAAGUAAUUAGUAACAGCUCAUACAUGAUUUUCGUUAAAGACUGAUAACCAAUUAAGAGAUUUGAAUAUAUCUGAAAUACUGUCUGAUCUACUACGGAGAGUGACGAGCCGAUCUGUCAUGUUCUGAGCUCCUUGCAGACAGGCUAUUUGAUUUUGAAGAAGGCCAAUAUACAACGAAUUACACAUAUCCAGUUGAUAUGUAAUAAGAUGCUUUACAAUCUGCUCAAACAGCCAGAAACAGAGAAAAUGUUAAUCGUUAUAUAUUCUCUUAUAUACACACAGUAUGAAGCACAUUCUGAAUUUAUCAAUUUGUCGAUCUGGCGCUGCUCAGUGGCUGCCGGGCUCACGAUCAAUUGGGCAAAAAGAAUUCCCGUUUCGGUUUAAUAAAAUUAGGAGUGGACUAAAAGAUUAUUAUUAUUAUUAUUAUUAUUAUUAUUAUUAUUAUUUAAAUCACUGCCACUACCUUUUAUAGUUUGAUUUAAAGUAUCAGAAAAAACACCCCUAUUUUCAUUUCCUGCAAGUGAAUGAAAAUUAUUCUCAGUUCUGAGCUUGUAAAUUGCCGUUAUUCUAAUAGGGGUAAAUAUUAAAGGGGUAAAUAUCAAAGAGUUAUCCAAUUUUAUUUAUUCUAAAUUGAUUUGUAUGAAAGUGGAAAAAUAAGAGAAACAAAAUAGCCACAGUUUGAAUUAAAUCGGACCAAUAUUGAGAGAGGUAUGAAUGUUUAAUAUCACUAGAUCUUUGCACAUCUCAAAUUUGCAACAUGUUCAUUGGAUUUAAAAGUUCAUUAUGAAUUGGUCCACUCAAAACAACAUUUUGC